Molecule: messenger RNA, 471 nt
Organism: Geodia barretti
Lineage: Eukaryota; Metazoa; Porifera; Demospongiae; Tetractinellida; Geodiidae
Source: the annotation of a GenBank genome assembly
AUGUCCUCCAACAAACUCGACCUGCACGGCAAGACCUGGACUGAAGCCCUCACCGAGUUUCGCGAUUUUUAUAACUCUGCCGCCCGGGCCCACCCCGGCGGGGGAGUGCAACUGGAGGUGGUUCACGGUUACGGCUCCACGGGCCAGGGAGGCAGGCUGCUUACCAGCCUGCGCAACUACCUGGAACGGCAAGCCCAUGCCGGACUCCUCUCCUUCCGUACCGGUGAAGCCGUCGACGGCAACCCCGGCCACACCUUGGUGACCACCCUCAGGGUCCUGCCCGCCGCUGGCGACGACCUGGCCGACAACAUCUGGGAAUACUGCGCGCGCCCCCAAUCUCACAAGAAGGUAAUGAACCGCUUCCGCCGCUACGGCGACCCUAAAGUACAGCAGGCCAUUCGAGAGUUGCAGGGGCAAAGACGGCUGCGCGCGGUAAACGUGGGCCGGGAAAAGGGCUACGAGGCGGUAUAG